AUGGUGGGCGUUGUCCAGUUGUCCGUACGAAUCCAGAUUUCCCCUCCCUGCUACAUCUCUCCUUCCACCGAGACUGUCUUCUUAUUGCUGUUUUUUCUUUUUACUACCAAAUUGAUGCAGAUGCUAUUAGUGAAAGGAUUGGAGACUGGGUCUAGUAGUGGUAGGUUUUUUGAGAAAUUCCAAGUGCUCGGGAAUUGCAAAUUGUUUCAGCCAGGGGGUAAUUGCACUCAACAUGGAGGAUGGUACCCUUCAUCGUUUCCUUUCAACAAAUGCUAUUUUAGCAACAGGACUCAACAUGGUUAUGGCAGAGGUUACUUCUCUGCUAUUUCACCUCACACAUGUACUAGUGAUGACAAUGCUAUGGUUGCACGUGCUGGGUUACCCCUUCAGGAUCUUGAGUUUGUGCAGUUCCAUCCUACAGGCAUUUACGGUGCUGGAUGCCUUAUAACCGAAGGUUCCCGGGGCGAAGGUGGUAUUCUUAGGAACAGCAAAGCUGAGAGGUUCAUGGAAUGA
Triticum turgidum subsp. durum (durum wheat) is the source of this 513-nucleotide messenger RNA. The record is from the annotation of a GenBank genome assembly. NCBI's taxonomy places the organism in Eukaryota, Viridiplantae, Streptophyta, Magnoliopsida, Poales, Poaceae.